ACUCAGACAGCAACUGAGAGGAAAGAAAUCACUUCUUAUUUUGUGCAACAUCAUCGGAUUCUGAACAGCCGUGAAUGGUAUUUGACAAAUGAACUGGCUAUAGCAGACAGGAUCGCUUUCAGACAGCAGAAUGAGUGUUUCAUUGAUAUUUUCAAGAAAAUACCAAAGCUUGAAAAACUGAUCUCUGACACCAAGGAGAAGUGUCAGCAGCCAGCAGAUGAAUUCCUAAAGGAUGUUCAAAGCACCUUGAAGAGUUUGGAUUUGGAAAGGGAGAAGCAGAAAGCAAUGCCAGAUCCAAAGCCAAUCCCCUCUUACACAGGAUCUACUUUCUAUGAGUCAGAAAAAUUCAAAGUUUGGAAGGAAUUACUGAUGCCAAAUAAAGUGGAUAUGACUCUGCAUAAAAGAUGUUCAGAACCUGGAGCCGAGAAGCAUGAACUUAUUGUGUCUGUGGAUGGAAGAAGUGUGACAUGGAACCCAGACUCAGCUGUGUCUGGCAGCUUCAAGAGAUUUGAUCCUUCCUGUUAUGUUCUGGGCUCUGAGGGCUUCACAUCUGGAAGACAUUACUGGGAGGUGGAGGUGGGGAAGGAGCAUGAGGGGGAAUGGCUGUGGCAUUGGGAAUACGAUGGGGAAGAAGAAUGGGCCAUAGGGGUUGCCAAAGAGUCUAUGACACACAAGACCCCAUCUGACCUUACACCUGAAGAAGGAAUCUGGUGUGUGUGGAUGAGUCAGGACACAAUUCAUCCCAGCUAUUGGGGUCCUCACUAUCAGACCCCUGCCAUUACUGCUGCUCAAAACAUGAAUUUGAUCUCUGCCUGUUAUCAGACCCCAGCCACCACUCCAGCCCCUGUUGUGUCAGGCAUAACACCAGCCCUAGCUUCACCCACAAUUCUGUGUCCUAUAGCUUCAGCAACAACUCCAGGGCCUAUGACCCUUAAUUGGCAUCAUGGCCCCACAGAUCCCGAAUUCCAGAAUGAGACAGUUAUAAGGAUAAGAGUUUGUUUGGAUUAUGAAAAAGGAUGGGUGACAUUUUACAGAACUGAUAACAUGGCUGUUCCCAUCACUUACUGCACCUCCUUCACUGAGAAAAUCUUCCCUAUUUUUUGGGUAUGUUCCCAAGGAACAUGUCUCAGACUGUGUUCCUGAGGGGGAUAAAAGAGCCCUGAUAUUGCUCUUUCAACUGUCCAUAUAAAUAUUAAUCAAUCUGGAGUUAUCCUCAGUUAGUAGAAGACAAAUUUUCAAAGAUAUUUAGGCACCUAAAACUGCAGAUAAGAGCAUAGCGGGAUUUUGUAUACAGGCAGU
Molecule: messenger RNA, 1299 nt
Organism: Pelodiscus sinensis (Chinese soft-shelled turtle)
Lineage: Eukaryota; Metazoa; Chordata; Testudines; Trionychidae
Source: RefSeq, a predicted model, not a curated record